Molecule: messenger RNA, 3198 nt
Organism: Branchiostoma belcheri (Belcher's lancelet)
Lineage: Eukaryota; Metazoa; Chordata; Leptocardii; Amphioxiformes; Branchiostomatidae
Product: serine/threonine-protein phosphatase CPPED1-like
Exons: 5
Coding region: 26-940 (304 amino acids)
Molecular function (GO): hydrolase activity
Source: RefSeq, a predicted model, not a curated record
GAGGCACAAAGUCUUCAUCACAAAUAUGGCGUCUUCCGGAGAUCCCGAAUUCGUGAAGAAGGCUAAAAACCACCAGUUUGAAGGUUUCACCAAAGAGUUGGAGGGAGAGUGGCAGGGCCCGUUUGUGUUCAUCCAGGCAGCUGACACUCAGUAUGGCAUGAUCAAUGACUGGGAGGGGAGGGGUGAUGGGAAUGAGUGGGAGGAGGAGAUGUCCCUCACCAAGAAGGCCAUCCAGGCAGCCAACACCAUGGAGCCACGCCCUAAGUUCUUCAUAGUGUGCGGGGAUCUCGUGCAUGCCUGGCCAGGUGGAAAAUAUCGCGAGGAACAAGAGCGGGACCUAAAGGCAACCUUCACAGACCUGAGAUCAGACAUCCCGCUGGUGUGUGUGUGUGGGAACCACGACGUGGGGAACAGUCCCACACAGGAGUCCAUCCUCAAGUACCGCGACAGCUGGGGCGACGACUACUUCAGCUUCUGGGUGGGUGGGGUCAAGUUUCUCGUCAUCAACUCCUCCUACUUCCCGUCUAACUACUCGGACCCCUCCGUGGUCGGGGAACUGAAAAAGGAGCACGACGAUUGGUUGGAUACAGAGUUGGAGGAGGCCAAGAGUUCCGACUGUCAGCAUCUGGUGAUCUUCCAGCACAUUCCCUGGUUUCUGAAGUCUGUGGACGAGGACAACGAGUACUUCAACAUCGAUCGGGAUGUUCGGAAGACAAUGUUGGCAAAGUUUAAGGAAGCAGGUGUUAGAACCAUCUUCUGUGGGCACUAUCAUCGCAACGCAGGAGCGUUCUAUGAUAACAUGGAACAUGUCAUCACGUCUGCCGUUGGCUGCCAGCUGGGGAAGGACAAGUCCGGGCUACGGGUGGUAAAAGUGACGGAGGACGCCGUGGCGCAUCAGUACUACGACAUGGACAGCAUUCCGCAGAAGGUCGACUUCUGAAAGGUACACACCUGCAAAAGUACACAUUGUGCAAAUAUGUCAGAUGUAUGGUGACAGGAGGUACAUGUAAUGAAGGCUAUUGUGAUGUGGAAACAUUAAAUCACUGAAAGUUGCACUGACAAGAAAUGAAGAGUUGAGCCCAGAUGUAGAAGAAAUAAGAAAGUUAUGUUUAAGUGGCUGUCAGGUGAAGGAAUGCCUUUCUUGAUAUCGUGAGACUUGUGGUGUUAUCAAUGUGGCUUCUCUGUGAUACAUUGUCACUAGUACUAUAUAGUUAUGUUGUCUGGUGGGUGCUUUAAAAUGGUAAGUCUUUGAAACCCAUUCAAUCAUCAGAGCAAAUGUACAUGUGUCUUGCCAUGUCUUCAUUGGAAAGUAGUCAGAUGAACUUAAAAACACCUCAUAUUUUAUUUAUAAUGGUGAUAUCGUAAAAAAACUUCUCAAACCACUUGAACACAAGAGAAAAGUUACUCUGUUACCUGAGGGCCACUUGACUCAUUCAUGCUUAAUAUGGAUAAAAGUUCCAUGUAUAAAGGUGUCUACAUUGUGUAAGCCCAGUGCAUUGUUUGAACUGUUUUGGUUUCUCUGCUUUUGGAGGUGCCAUUUUCCAUAUUGAGCUUGAAUGACACUCAACAGGGUAUUAAAGAACAGUGGUCAAUUGUCCAAUUGCAAACUGUACAUGGAACAGUUGACAGUAUAUUUCUAUGGGAAUCCAUGAAAUGUUGUCUAAUAUCAUAUUUACAUAUCACGGAUGCAGAGAUGUGUGGUAAUGCAACUACUACAUGUAGUGUUCUGGCUAUCGGUAAUUGAUGAAUAUAAGGCCACUUGAACAAAUAAUGUUUGUCAUGUGCUUUGAAGUCAAUUAACUCAGUAACUGUUGAUAUGUACCAGUAUUUAGUGUACAAGUACGUACAUGCUCUUGAGUUUAUGAACAAAACAGUAUAUGUAAAGAUGUAGAGAACAGAAAAAGUAUCUUUAUGUUUUACAAUGAUAUAUGAUGUAUAAUUAUAUUAUUUUCAAAUUUUGAUGUGCGAACAUAUUAUUCCAAGAUGGCUGGUUUAUUGUGUAUUUUCUGAAAUGCCAGAGAUGUGUUCAAUUUUUAUGUUAAAAUUAUUUUGAUUAUGGCACGUAAUAUGAAGAUGUGUUUUAACAAAAGAUAAUAAUUAUAUUUUCUGACAAACAUAUCAAUAACUACUGUAGGUUAUUCAAAUUAUCACUGCAUUAAGUAACUCUUCUCAGAUGUCAUCUGUAGCAUACAUGCGAUUGCCAUGACGUCACAGCCAGCAAGUGGUAGGCAAAAAGUGGGUGACGGUUGGCUGAUUUGCCUACCAAUAAUUUGCAUGUUAACAAAAACUGCAAUUGCUCAUAUUGGUCUGAAGAGGAACUGGCUUGUAGACUCUUGCGGCAACCUUAUUUUGCAAUUACAUGUACCUACUGACUUAUACAGGCUUCUGUCACUUGCAUUAUGGCAGGUUUAACAAAUUACAUAUUUCUGUUAAACUUGCCAGCAUGCCAAUGCUUUUAAAUAACUCACUUUCCCACCAAAUAAUUAGUGGAUAUUCAAAGUAAUGAAAGGUAUGGGACCAGGCCUGAUAUUUGAUAUGUCAGAGCUGAUUAUAUUGACCCUACCCUUGGUAUAUGCAAAUUACUUAGAACAUUUACAGUAACUUCUAUUGUAUUGGCUAUCCCUGCUAUAGCUGACUUAUGUUCUGUGAUUGACAGUUGGUUCAUGUCUGGCCCACUGCAGGGACCUACAAUAUUUCUCUGUUAUGAUAUAUGUUAUGCCAAAUGCAGUUAUACUGGCUAUAAAGACACAGAUAUGCACACAAUUGUGUUCACAAUUUUAUGCCGAUGUAUUGCUCAAUGUAGCUCAAUUGUCAACAAUUGUAGAGUAAAAUGUUACUGUCUGUACUGGUUUGGUUUUGUAGGUUUAGGUGAUGUCAAGAAUAAGAGCUCGAACCUUUUCCAAGAUUGUUGUCACUCCCAUGUACAACUGAUGUUGUGUUUGCCAACACAGUUCCAACUCCGGUAUGAUGAUGUACAUGGGCAUUACUGUAUAGCUGUAAACACUUCAUCAGGACAUGUUGUUAUGGAUGUAAUGAUGAGUACAAUGUGUUUGGAUACAUGUGUGAAAAAAUUCAAAGCUUUGUCUACAUACCUUGAUAUGUAGUGCAAAUUUCUCCAUGUUUAUAGAGUCCACUGUUACUUGAUGUUAAUAUAAGUAAUAAUUGGUAAAUGUCUAUAGCAAAUAUAUAAAAGUACUA